Peniophora sp. CBMAI 1063 is the source of this 741-nucleotide messenger RNA. Lineage: Eukaryota; Fungi; Basidiomycota; Agaricomycetes; Russulales; Peniophoraceae. The record is from the annotation of a GenBank genome assembly.
AUGACUUUCAUCGGCGAGCGUCCUUUCUUGUCGCGGCUACCGCCAUGGCUAUCACGCUGGUUUGGCUACCGAUCCAGCCCACCCGAGAAGCCGCCAAAGUAUAUCAUCUGGUUCUGGUCCUGGAUCGGCGCGUUUUGCGGCUUGAGUGUGAUUAUGGCCGUUUUUGGCCAAGCUCAGUACUUCAUCAAUAGAAAAGUGCCUAUGCUUGUAGCCUCAUAUGGUGCGUCUGCGGUUCUCAUCUAUGGAGCGGUCGACGCCCCUCUAGCUCAACCGCGAGCAUUGGUGGUCGGCCAUUUCAUUAGCGCGCUACUCGGGGUAUGUAUCUCGAAGCUGUUCCAACUAUCUCCCGACUUCGAGAAUCUACGAUGGUUAUCUGCCUCAAUAUCUUGUGCAACAGCCAUCGUUGUCAUGCAGAUCACUGAGACGACACAUCCUCCGGCAGGUGCUAGCGCCUUGAUUCCCUCGAUCGACGUGGACUUCCAGGAUCUGGGUUGGUAUUACCUGCCUGUCAUCCUGCUCAGCAGCACGCUAGCGUUGGCCGUCGCCUUACUCCUGAACAACAUCCAACGACGUUAUCCCGUAUACUGGAUUGCUCCAGAGAAGUACAGGGACGAGACGGAAAAGGCUGAAGGGUCCGCCGCAGCGAGUAGCGCGGACUUGAGUUCGGAGGAUCCCGAACAGCCAAAGCCUGUAGGCGACGCCGAGAAGAAUCACACACGGACAACGCAAGUAGCACCAUAG